Labrus bergylta (ballan wrasse) is the source of this 5835-nucleotide messenger RNA. It is a transcript of the gene itga1, whose product is annotated as integrin, alpha 1. The record is from RefSeq and is a predicted model, not a curated record. Gene Ontology annotation, molecular function: integrin binding. Gene Ontology annotation, cellular component: external side of plasma membrane; integrin complex. NCBI's taxonomy places the organism in Eukaryota, Metazoa, Chordata, Actinopteri, Labriformes, Labridae. Gene Ontology annotation, biological process: cell-cell adhesion; cell adhesion mediated by integrin; integrin-mediated signaling pathway.
CCUUCCUCCUCCUCCCUCGCAUCCUCCCUCCUCCACCUCCCCGUUUCUGUCUGUCCCGCUCCGCUCAGCAGACUCGGCUGCACGCAAUGGAACAGAUCUGAACCCGGGUGGUGGAGUCACUUUGAAACGGGACCUCAGACAGCUAUAACUGUGGAUGCUGCUGGUGAACAGGAAAUGCCUUGUGGACUCUCGUUUGCCAUUUAGCGAUUUUACUUCUCUGGGCAGCUCUUGUUUAUCCCAAAAAGCGAGCGGGGAACGAAAGAAGUCUGGGUAACUGAGGCGAUACACAGGACAUCCAUCGCGCAUCAGGAUGCUCGGUAUAAGGCAGCAUUUCACUUUGACAGCAGUGGCAGUUGUUGCGCUGCUGGCCUGUGCCUUGUCCUUCAACGUGGACCAGAAAAAUGGUUUGUCGUUCAACGGCCCUUUGGAGGACAUGUUUGGUUACACUGUCCAGCAGUUUGAGAACAGCGAGGGGAAAUGGGUUCUGAUUGGCUCGCCGCUGUCGGGCCAGCCAGCUAAACGGACAGGAGACGUCUACAAGUGUCCUGUGGGGACGGGCAACAACACAUGUGUCAAACUGGAGCUACCAAAAAACACAACAAUUCCCAACUUGCAUGAAGUCAAGGAGAACAUGACCAUGGGAACGACACUGGUGACCAAUCCCAAUGGAGGAUUUCUGGCCUGUGGUCCUCAGUAUGGCUACAUGUGCGGGCAGCAGCAGUACAUCUCAGGAGUUUGUGCGAAUGUCAGCUCUUCCUUCCAGAUCCUCAACUCUGUGGCUCCGGCGGUGCAAGAGUGUGGGAAGGAGAUGGACAUCGUGAUUGUUCUGGAUGGAUCUAACAGCAUCUUCCCCUGGCCUAGUAUCACCCAGUUUCUGCUUCGUUUCCUCGAAAAAAUUGAGAUUGGGCCAAAACUGUCCCAGGUGGGCAUAGUGUCUUAUGGUGAGAAUGUGACUCACCGUGUCAACCUGAGCCAGUUUGACAAAACUCCUGAUCUGCUGGAAUUCGUUGAAGAACUUCCUCAGCAGACAGGCUACAAGACCAUGACCUUACUGGCCAUUGAAACAGCCAGGAGGGAGGCCUUCACGCUGGAGCGUGGAGCACGUCCUGGGGUAAAGAAAGUCAUGGUGGUUGUGACUGACGGAGAUGCACAUGAUUCUCAUGAACUCGACAGGGUCAUGAAAGAAUGUGAGGCAGAUGGCAUCGAGAGGUUCGGCAUUGCUGUUUUGGGAGACUACAAUCGUCAGAACAAAAGUUCACAAGAUGUGCAGAAGUUCAUCAAGCAGAUCGAGUCCAUAUCUAGUAAACCGCUGCAGGACCACUUCUUCAACGUGUCCGACGAGGUGGCGCUGUUGACCAUUGUGGAUGCUCUGGGAAGCAGGAUUUUUGCAUUGGAAGCUACAACCGGCAAUUUCACCUCUUCCUUUGAGAUGGAGAUGUCUCAAGCUGGAUUUAGUGCCCAUGCUACCAAAGACGGAGUGUUACUGGGAGCAGUGGGAGCGUAUGACUGGAAUGGGACAGUGGUGAUGCAAACUGCUGAGCGAACAAUCGUCCCAGGGAAUUUAGAUUUCUACGACGCAGAGACUGAGGCGGGGUACGAAGGACUCGCUGGAUACCUCGGCUAUGAUGUCCAGUCAGCCUCCACCCCGGAUGGAGUGCUCUAUAUCUCAGGUGCACCUCGGUACAACCACACAGGCCGCGUCGUUAUCUACCGACUGAAUAAAAACAACAAUGUUGUCGUCUCACAGAUACUGAAAGGAGAACAGAUUGGCUCCUACUUUGGCAGCGUUCUGCAGACUGUUGAUGUGGAUGGAGACUCCAACACAGAUCUCCUUUUGGUUGGCGCUCCAAUGUUCAUGGGCAAAGAAAGAGAUGAGCAGGGUCAAGUCUACGUCUACAAACUCAACCAGGUCGGCCAGUUUGAGCACGAGUUCACUCUAAAGCCCGUCAAUCAGUCCUGUUGUACGGCCCGUUCAGCUAGCUGCUCUAAUAUAAACGAGCCAUGUGGUGCCCGGUUUGGCACAGCCAUCGCAGCCGUAACAGAUCUCAACCUUGACGGGUUCAAUGACGUGGCCAUCGGGGCGCCUCUUGAGAACGACCACCGAGGGGCCGUCUACAUCUACCACGGAGAAAAGACGUCACUGAAAGAGAAAUACGUACAGCGCAUCCCUGCAGGAGGUGAUGGUGUGAAGGUGAAAUUCUUCGGUCAGUCCAUACACGGAGUCAUGGAUCUUAAUGGAGAUGGCAUCACUGAUGUUACCAUUGGCGGUCUGGGCGGGGCUUCACUAUUCUGGUCCAGAGAUGUUGCAGAGCUCCGUGCCAACAUGACUUUUGACCCUGUCAAAAUCAACCUGCAGCAGGCGCAGUUUCAGUGCGAACACGGAGGACGCAAAUCUGUGUGCGUGAAAACUGAGGUGUGUUUCACGUACAGCAUCAAAUCCGACCAGCAAGACUCAAAAUCUGCAGCAGAAAUCCGCUAUGAUCUGACUCUGGAUGCUCUGCGUGCGAAAGCUCGGGCUUCAUUUAUCAACACUGACGAUAAAAGUGAUCGAAGGAUCACCAGGAGAUUCACCAUCAAAGACAGAGAGAAAAAAUGUGUGCAAGAAACCUUCAUGAUGUCGGCCCGGCUGGACUUCCGAGACCCUCUCAUGGUGUCUUUGCAGUUUGGACUCGCUGAUGAAGACCAAGGCCCCGUCCUGGAUGAAAACCUCCCCAGAUCCAUCAAUAAGACAAUUCCUUUAGUGGACUGCGGCAGCAAUCAGAGGUGCAUUGCUGACCUCUCUCUCAAAGCUGAACCAAGUGUAAAAAGGAUGAUGAUCAAAACGAUCAAAGACAGAAUUGAAGUGAACGUCAACGUUAGAAACAGCAAAGACAACGCAUACAACACUAAAGUGACCCUCAGCUUCACACCAAACAUUAAUUAUGUCAAAGUGGAGCCAGAGAAGACGUGCUCUCUGAAUAACACCAAAGUGGAGUGUGCUGUUGGAUACCCCUUCUUGGGGAGCAAUGUAGAGGAAAAUUUCAAAGUUAAGUUUGAGGUCAAUCCCAAGCAUGUUCAGGCAGUAAUUCAGAUCAACGUGACGGCUACAAGCGACAGUGAAGAGCUGGAUUCCACUCUACAUGACAACACAGUGCAAAUCUCCAUCCCUGUCAAGUAUGAAGCUGGACUCAUUUUCUCAGUUCGGCCUGUGGAUGAACACAUUUUAGUCAAAGAAGGGGAACAGUACCCCGCCAAAAUCAAUGAAACCUGGAUGAUCGGAGAGGAGGUCAACAUCAGCUACACGGUGGACAAGUCAGGCGAAAUGGAGACUCCGCCCCUCUACCUGACAGUGACGUUUCCUCAUCUGUCUCCUCAUCAGAACCACUUACUGUACCUGACCAACGUCAGCCCCAGCCCACGGGUGAUAUGUGAUGCAGAUAGCUGGAUCAACCCUCUGAAGAUUCCCCCGGCUGUUAUAAAACCCGACCCAAAGAAAGAAAGCCUCGGUGUUUAUAUAUUGAGCUGUGAAAACCACUUCUGUGCAUCUUUUAGCUGCCUUAUCCCUGAGGCUACAUAUGGACAGGUCAACGUCACCUUCCGAGUGUGGAAACCUACAUUCAUCAAGGGCGAGUUUUCCAGUCUGCAUAUGUUGGUGAACGCCACGUUAGGAGCCAGAGACGCUGACCUGUUUGAACUGAGCAGCAGCGACAGGAGCAGAAGUGUGAAGAUCCAGGUUUCGAAGGAGACUUUAGGAGGAAUCCCUAUAUGGAUCAUCAUCAUCAGCAUUUUGAUUGGACUGCUGAUCUUAGCACUUGUCAUCUUUGCCCUUUGGAAGAUGGGCUUCUUCAAGAGAAAAUCCAGGGACUACUCGAAGGAGGACAUGAUGGACUGAGGAAUCCAGCAGCAAGCAGAAGAAACUUGACGUCUUAGAAAAUACAGAUACCGUUCACUGUUUCCAAUAAAGGCACGGGUCGAAUAAUGUUUGCAAAUACUUUCAAACCUACAAAUUGUUCUUUGAUUAGCAUCAGGCUACAACACGCUGGCUUGAAAGGAAGUCUCAAAAAAAGAGAGCGCUUUAAUGGACAGUCUCUUUUAAUUAUACAAAGUAUUACUUUAUGUGGAAUAUUUGCAAAUACUAUUUUUUCUAGGAAUGCUUCUUGCAGGUAUACAGUAGAUAUAACAUCAGGUCCCGCUGUUUAGGAAGAUGAAGAACUCAUUACUUAGCAGGCAUCUGUUGGCAUAGAAGCAUUUAUCUGUAUUACAUACAGCAGACAAACAAAAACCUUCAGAGCUACAACAUCUGCACUCAAGCUUUAGAGGAAAAAGAACUCAGGUUUUUCAGUGUAUGCAACCUCACACACUUUCGAUGUCUUUACAGCAACAGUGUAAAAUGGCAUAUUCCCUUGUGCAACACACAAUAUGUGAACUUGAAAUGUGUAGUCUGUUUGAUAGAGUAGACUCUCGUAUUAUGUGCUGAUUAGUUUUGAAGAACACUGAACCUUUUAGCAUUUUAUACCAUUUACUUUUUGUUUUGGUAUUUUAACAAUAUAACGUGGCACAUCCCGACUCUCUCCAUGUUGACUAAAGACACUGACCUGAGAUUUAGAUGAAGGUGCGGUCUGUAUGCUUAUAUUUUUUUAUACUUUCAAAAUAAGAUAACCAUCAACAAACAAAAAAAAAUUGUCCCAACUUGGAUGUUAAAUGUUUGUGAUGAGGUCUGGUUAAAGAACGCUGCGCCUUCAACAUCCCAAACUCUGAUUGUACUGUAAAUAUUAGUAAAUCCUCAAUAAUGUAAAGCUUUAAAAAAAAAUGUACAUAAUUGUUUUUGCUAUUUUCCUGUAAUUUAAAAGAUGUUGUCAUUGGUUGUUUUUGUGUGAUCAAUGGUUGCAGAAGAUGAUUUUUGCUCAGGUGCUACGAGUAUCAUGAAUGAUGACAUUAACAUUUGAUACAUACAAAAAAUAUCUGGCCCAUCUCACAAUUUCAAAGCUGAUACAAAUGUGUAAAUAUUGUUAUAUUUUGAACAGAAAACUGCAAUUAUACAUGAAGAUGAGGGUUUGUAUCCACUACUUUAGUUUGUUUUCAUUGAAAGUGAUGUUUGACUGUGCUUUCCGUCUUUUACAUGAUUUAGAUGAGAUAAUACUGUAGUAUAUUUUGAAUCAAACUUUUAAUUCGGAAAAGGGAGGUACAACUUCUUCCACUGUAGAAAUAUGUGUCACCAUUCACCAGCAGUUGCCAUGUAGAGAAUAUGAUAUAUUGGUAUGUGGUUUGUUGUCUAGACAAGCUACAAAAUUUAACACAAAGACGUAGCAAACAAUGAACUCUGUCAAAGCUCGAUGUCAACACCUACAAAGUUAUCUUCUGUGUUUCUGUCUCUGUCUUGUUGAUGAAGUUGCACAGCUACACAAUAUGUUAAAAGAGAUUAUAUUGUAUAUUGAGGAGGCCGUGCCUCUGCCCCGAAAAAGCUCAGAGAGAAGAAGAGGAGGCCGCUUUUGAUUCUUAAAUACCCCUUAGCUCACACUCUCCACUGUUGACAAGAAGCACAUGUAAUAGAUUGUAUGUACAGAAUGUGUAACUGAGUCUUUUUAAGAUAAUAGGGCUACAUCAGUCUUAUGCACCAGGGUGGAGUCAUGGGUCUCACUUUGCUCACUUGAGGUGGUCCUCAGAUGUUACCAAUCUGUUGAUAACUUGUGAGCAUGGGUAAAAAGUACAAAGUGAGAUAUUUGAGCUCUACCCCAGCCUUCUACACUGCUGUGAAGUCUUCAUUGUAAUGCACUGGUUUGUCAGACUGUAAUGCGUCCUCAUCAGCACAGAGAUGAACUGAAUCCUAAGUACAAAAAUAAAAACUUUUUACAAAUA